Messenger RNA from Pocillopora meandrina, 10902 nucleotides. Lineage: Eukaryota; Metazoa; Cnidaria; Anthozoa; Scleractinia; Pocilloporidae. The record is from the annotation of a GenBank genome assembly.
CUUAAAGUUGCGAAAGCGUUUGUGCUUUCUUCCCAUUUUUUUUAGCGGAAUAUUUUGCGGAAAGUAUGCCUAAAAGGCUUUUUCAGAAGACCUUUACCUUCUGCUCUAUUGUUAGAUGGCUCAACUUUCGUUGCUUCGCUUUAUCACUGGGCAUUGUUAGUCUUACAUCGUUAGCACUUGUGUUUUAUGGAGGUUUCAAUUUGAGAACAUCAAACACGAAAGUCACGAAACUUCGUAAUCAAAUGUUAGUAAAUGUUCCCAAGAACAGAGCAGCCUAUGAUCCUGCCGCUUGUAAGCUGCCCGUUUUAGAUCCAUUUCACCCCAGCGUGGUUAACUUUAUAAAAGAUCUUGGCAAACUCAGUUGCGUAGGUGUCAGUUAUUCCAGUUUCGAAGACAACGUGCUUCGAGUUGAAGGCGAAGGCAUCGUCUCCGCACAAUACAGAAAGAUCGAAAGGCCUGAGGGGAACGAUUUUCGUGUGGUUCUUUCGGAUCCAGUUAAAGUUCCAAACAAGAGCGGGAGUCGAGCGUCAACGACAGACCAGAAAGGUGAGAAAAAUUUUUAUUUGAGCUGUUACUUGAGAUAAAUAUGUUUGUGACGAGUAAAGUUCCACGUUGCACUGAAUUAAACAGCUCCACAAAAAUAAUACGGGACAACCUAUUCAAAUUUAUGCUUCGUGAAAAAUGUUUACUCGAAAUUCGGUGGAUAUUUCCGAUUCCCGGGCGUUUAGUUUAUUUGAGAUCGUGCCCGGCAGUCUCUUCAAGUGCCGACAACUACCUCCAAUUUUCAGGAUUUAUCCUCAAUCGUUUUAAAAGUUGACAAUCUUCGAGUUUUGCCUCAAAAGACAAUUUUUUUGCCUUUCUAGUAAACUGAUUUUAGUUCAACUACACUCGGUUUUGUUUAUGCAGUCGGUUUUGCUCAGUUUCCAACGGAAAAGUUUUGUCGGCGGUGCGUAUGAAGGUUUGUCCUCUUCUACAAGAGGACAAGUCGCAGCAAGUGGACAAGUCGCGACAAACCAUUCGCACUGGUAAAAUGUUGGUGAUGACAUAAAAUUUGUCCAAAUAAACAACUUUUCCGCAUGGGGCCCUAAAAGAAAAAGUAAUUUUAAAAUCACUUGGAAUAACUAAACAAACAUGGAAUUUUCUUAGUAAUAUUCCAUAUUAACCAAACAUAAAGCUGUUCUGAAGUAGAUGACCCCUACUGUCACGCCACAGUGAGACAAUGCAACACUCUACGAAACCAACGUGAGCAAGAGAUAUUCUCUUGUCUCCAGUCAAUGUUGGAUACGAAAAAUAGUUCUCUAGCAUCGAAUUCUUUGGAAACCCAAAACGCUACGCUGACUACAUCCUUGUGUCGACGUGUCGUAUGUAAAUUUUCUUGUCCAGCAUAAUUUUCUGUACUCAGCGAUACUUGUACUGGCUCUCCAGAACCAGUUCCUCCCGAAAUUAGAGCGUCUCAAUUAUGUAAACAGUAAAAAAGUUAGCAUUAUAAUUUUUUUCUUAUAUGCAAUGCGUCAUUUGAAACUUCCAAAAUUUUAGAAAUGUUAUAUGGAUUGUCUUGAGGCGAAUGCGCCUACGACGGUUUAUUUCAGUUCACAUUGUGUUCUGAAAACAGAAAUAUAGAUUGCAUAGUAACUUCUAUUCUGACAACGCACCAUAGUGACCUAAAACCAACGUAGAGUCUGUUACUAAAAUACUGGAUUUUGCACAAAGCAAGAAUGGGAAAUGGAGAAUGAGGAAUGGGAAAUUGAAAUGGGAAAUUGAAAAUGGCAAAUUCAUUUUUUUAUAUAUUUUAAGUUUAUAAUGCGGAUUAAAUAUUUUCAGCGUUGAUUAUCGAUAUUUACACUUUCUUUCAAAAACGUGCAGAGGCAAAAUUAAGGAACAGAAUAAAUUGAUGAUAAUGAAAGAAGUGAUACUGAUGACACUUGAAGAAUAAUGUAAAACCAAAGUUAAAUCGUUUCAUUAACAAGUGAUAGGUGAAAUUAAAUUUGUUGUGAUUAGUGAAAGAGCUGUUUUAAUGUUUGUUUGAAAAUUAGUAAAUUAUAGGUUUCAAAAAUGUUAGCCGUUAAGUGCUUGAAUUUUUCAGAGUUCAAGUCACUACCUAACUACGAAUUACAAACGAACGGACACUUGAAUACCCAUUUUAAAAAAGUUGUCAUUUUAUUUUUAGAAAGUAAUAGAGAGGGAUCGGAACUGUGUCAAUAAUGGCGUAUAGUCGACGUAUAGACACGGAUUUUUAGUCUCCGUGUUAUGUCUUAUUUUCCUUUUAAAUAUCCAUUUUACGGCGCUGAAGUUUGUUCCCGUGUUUUAUAAGUCGAUGCACUUGCCAAUAGUACAAUUUUCUUGGCAUGGUCUUGGUUCAAGUGGUUAUACGAAGGAAGAAGUUUCUCAGCUCGAACUUGGAUAUUCGAACAUUGGUCUUUCGACAUUUGCAUAUGGCUAAACUGCGGUGUCCCUCGUGGUCUGGAUCAAAUUGUCUCGCCCUCGCUACAAUGGAUUCUAUAUGGUCCAGCUCUCAUCGAUGUAAACAAAGGCACAAGCGUCCGCGAUAUUACAAAACGCCGGUUACUUAUUACAGCAACUCCAUUGCAACACAAAGGCUAUUGAUCCGGAGUGGUGAUAUUUCUGUGAAUCCGGGCCCAGUACAUCCUCGGAGACCCAGGGGCUGUGAGUCGAUUUCAAGUCAGGGCGGAAGAGCCCCUGGGGACAUUGUCUUACAAGACUAGUUCCAAACGGUCGCAGUCGUUCUGGCAUCUGAUUGGUGCCAGAAAAUCUUUGUGUUUUUCUGCCCAAUCAGAGUGAAGUAUGCUUUAGAGUCCUUUCGUGUGUUUUGACACUGAUAUGUACAAGAAGCUCAGUUGCUCGCCUUGUUUGUUUGGGCUGUGCGACGAAGCUUUGCCCGAGGUGAAAAGUUUCAGUCUCAGCACACAAUGUAAGAGAAAUCGAUCAGAUUGUCCGCGAAAAUCUUACCAGAAAUUAUACAGAAUACUUUCGCAGGUAUCACAAGAGAACGUAUUUAAAAGUUUGCGAGGUUCGUAUAAAAUAUAAUGGUUGCAGGCGUUAAUACGUCGCUUUAAACGUUAGACGAGAUGUAAGUCUAAAUCUUUCUAGAUUUCUCGUAUAAUUUGCUGUGACUGAAACUUUGCCAAUUCCGUGAAGUUAUUUCGUCUCACAGGCCACGCAGGUAUGUCGAGCAACUAGCGCCUAUGCUUACGUAGCUUUCUGUGCGCGCCAAAAUCUAACCCUUACACAGUGGUAAAGUCUUUCACAAUAUUCUUUCACCUAGAGGACUUUUCUCCUCUGUCUGUUAUAUACUACUCAGAUGAUCCAGACGAACAACAAGAGACACUGAAUACACUAGUUUCCGAGUGUCUUGAGAGAGACGGCCCCUUACGGAAGGUUCGCGUCACGCGACCACCCGCCCCAUGGAUGAAGGACCCACUGAUAAAGGAAUUCCAGAAGAAACGGGAUUCUGCUAGAUUUACCGCUCACCAGACUAGCACUGAUGCCGCUUGGCAUGAGUGUCGUUCGAUCAGGAAUAAAUUAAAGUCGGCAAUAAGAACUGCGCGGAAGGCAUUUAUUGAAAAAGCUCUCUAUUCAAAUAAGUCGCGCGAGGUUUGGAAAGUCAUCCACAGAGUGCUAAAGCCUAGUGCAAGGCCCCUGCGGUUUGAUCCGGACGGACUUAACGAUUUCUUCGCUUCGACUGCUCAGAGAACACUAGAGACUCGGGCGACCCCAAUAGAGGAUCUCACGUGCCUGAUAGAUAACCUGCCUGACGUCCCGUCAGGGAGUAUGCGUUUUCAGCUGUCACCUAUCACCAGUGAGAACGUUCUUCAGGUCAUCAAGAAUCUACGAUCGGAUUGUUCUACGGGCGCGGAUCAGAUACCUACCCGCUUCAUCAAGAUGGUUGUUGAGUGCUUGGCAGUCCCCCUAACAUCUAUCAUCAACAAUUGCAUUGCGAAAGCUUAUUUUCCAAAGCAAUGGAAGAUUGCUCAGGUGUCUACAGUUCCAAAGAUUGACAACCCGGUCUCUAACGAUCAACUUCGGUCCAUCUCAGUUCUCCCUGUUCUAUCCAAGGUCUUCGAGAAGCUUGUGGCUAUUCAAAUGACGAAUUAUGCGGACCACGCCCAUCUUCUUCACGAUCGCAUCUCUGCUUUCCGUAAAGGGCAUUCCACCAUUACAGCCUUGUUAAGAGUUAGAGACGAAAUUAUGGUGUUAGCCAAUUUCGCGAAGGCUUUUGACACCAUAUCCUUUAGCGUGACCAUCGUGAAGUUCUACAAUCUCAGUUUCUCAAAACCCUUUCUCAAGUGGCUCUUGAGCUAUCUAUCUGGCCGCUCCCAGUCCGUGCAGAUCGACGAUAGGAAGUCCUCGUACCAGUCAUCUCAGUAUGGCGUUCCACAGGGGGUCCAUCCUGGGACCGAUGAUUUUAACUUAUAUGUAUCAGAUCUACACGAGGUUACUCCAUCAUCGAUGGAAUGCGUCCAGUAUGUGGAUGAUACCUCACUGUACAGCCAUUUUAAUGUCAAGGAGUUAGACUCAAGAGCUGUGGACAUGAAUGAGACUCUUGUAGUAUCACAAACUGGUGCCAGGACCCCAACUUAGCGCUGAACCCUGCAAAGACUAAGUGUAUGCUGUUCUCAACUCCUCAGAUGUCGUCUUACCAUUCUCUGGCUGAACGUCCUAUACAUUUAUCUGUAGGAGAUAAACCCCUCGAGCGUGUUCAUUCUACUAAAUUACUUGGGGUUCACAAGACUGACACCUUGAAAUGGGAUGAUCAUGUUAAGCAUCUCGCCUCACUUGUUAUGGUGUCCUAGCUGCGCUGAGGAAAAUCAAGAAGUUUACAAACUACCAUCUGAGAAAACAUUUAGUUGAAUGUCUGGUUCUAUCUCUCCUAGACUUUAAUGAUAUACUAUUCCAUCCAAUUACUGAUUGCCUUCUAAAAAGGUUGCAGCACAUCCAGUUUGCGGCAGUCAGUUUUGUUUUUGGAUACUGUGUGAACAAUAUUGACUCUAUUCUUAAGUUAAGCUGGUUGCCUAUGAAAGAACGUAGAGAAUGGCAUGUUCUAAAGGCCGCACACAAAGUUAUAUACUCUCAUGAUUGGCCCAGAAACCUUCAGCUUGAGCAAGUAAAACAUGCUAGAAAUUUACGGUAAUCAAAUACCAUAAUUCUAGUUAUUCCAUAUGCCUCGGACACUUUUCAGUAUAGCGCGGCAGCCCUCUUCAAUUCUCUGCCAUCCAAUGUUAAAUGCUGCGAUAAUUUUAAAUCCUUCAGCAAGCGAACAUUGUGUAUUUUAAGAGAGCGCUGCCGGAAAGGGCGGAAAUAUUUCUUGCCUAGUUUUAAAUAAUAUAUAUAUUGUAUAAUUACAUUUUACUGUUUAUUACCUAGCUUUUUAUAAAUUCAUAAUUCAUAUUUAUGUAUUUUUAUUUAUUAAUUAUUUUCUUUUUAUUUUACAUCAGGCGAAGAGCCAUACCAUGGAUGUACUGAUACUAAACCGUUAUUGUUAUUAUUAUUAUUAUUAUUAUUAUUAUAGAGAUUUUUCCUAGUAGAGAAGUUUCGAUCAGACAAAGCACUUGCCUUACUUUUCAAGUAAGCGUUCCCCGUUCCCCGUUCUUCGUUCUUCGUUUUCCGUUUUCCGUUUUCCGUUUCCCGUUUUCCGUUUCCCGUUUCCCGUUUCCCGUUCCUCGAUUUCCAUUUUCAUUUUCCAUUUUCCAUUUUCCAUUUCCCAUUUCCCAUUUCCCAUUCUCCAUUCUCCAUUCCUCACUCCCCAUUCCCCAAUCUUUAUUUUCCAUUUCCUAUUCUCCAUUCUCCAUUCCCACUUUUAGGAAUAUCCGCAUGUAGUAGGACCCACACACAUGUAAGCGUCUUGGCUUUUUGGCAGCAUACUAGGCUCAUUUUAUUGUUCUUUGGUUGUUUGUUUUAUUUAUAUAUAUAUAUAUAUAUAUAUAUAUAUAUAUAUAUAUAUAUAUAUACAUAGAUUAUCACUUUUAAUUGACCAAAAGGAGGUCGCAUUCAUCAUCUAACCCCGCCUAACUACACCAAUUGAUAUCUGGACAACACAUAGCCCUCAGCCAAGUUAUUACAUAAGUUCUUAUUUGCACCUGCAGGAAUCUUCAGUGGAAAUGUAUCGGUUGAUUACGACUUCAUCCGAGUAGACGUCGAGACAUCUUCAGGUGAGACCAAAAGUGACGUUCACAUGCACGUGUUUCCUAAAAAGGAAGUUCUCAAACGGGAGCAGAAACCUGGUGGUAUUCCACUAAAUGUAGCACUGAUCAUGUUCGACUCCACAUCACACGCUAAUUUUAAAAGAAAAUUGCCCAAAAGCUUGGAAUAUCUGACCAAGAACUUAAACACCGUCUUUCUGCAAGGUGAGUUAAGUUUUGUAUAGUUCUAUUACUUGUUUUAUUUUUGAGAUAAACGGCUGUUAGAUCGUUCCACUGCUUUGGAAUGGAUCGUCAGUUUGACACGUCAGUCACACGUGAAUAUACUAAGAGAUGGUAGCUAGGUAACCGACUGUCAAUUUAUUUCGAUGAUUCUGUGGUCGCAACUUUCACCGUGAGAAAGGUCUAAGGAUUUGUCGCGGAAUCUAUACGGACUCCGCAAUCGCUGGUUAAUUCGAUAUUAAUUGAAGAGGAUUGUAUUCUAUCUUCUUUUCCAAGUUUUAUUUUCUACGAACUCCGCCGACGUUCUAAAAAUUCAUUCUAUCAAUUCUCUUGUUGUAACAGUUCAAACGUUCUUCCAAAUCUAACUUUAACUAUAUAUAUUAUAGCCUUUCAUAGUUCGCCUUGCGUAACUACCAGCUAGCGUUUCCCUACAAUCACGAGUGCAGUAAAUUCCCAAGUCAACCUAUUGUAAUAUGUCUAUAUUUAACUCUUAUUAUAUACUCAACAAAAUAUCGCGUUUCUGAUUGGUCAAUGAUGAAUGCAUAAAUAGGUUAUAGAGUGCAAUAGAGGUUAUAGAGUGCAAUACGGAGAAGUUGCCAUGGAAACACCGGGGAAGCGCCAAAUUUGAACACAAAUUUGAGAAUAUAAUAAAUAAAAAAUCGUAUGAACCUGCUCGUGCAUUUCGUGAUUUAUGGUCACUCGUGAUGUUUUGAAAGUUCUCAAAUUGCACUCGCCUACGGCUCGUGCAAUUUUGAGAACUUUCAAAACAUCACUCGUGCCCAUAAAUCACGAAAUGCACGAGCAGGUUCAUACGAUUUCCUAUACUUAUUACCCAAAAGCACGUUUCCCCCUUCCUUAUUAGGCGGACUUAACGCGUGCAAUUACAACAUCCCUCUUACAGUAAAUCAACUGCGGACUUUGUUUACCAUAUUGUGAAAUCUGUCACACUCUCUAAUGCGAUCAUUUACAAUUCCGUGACAUAAUUAAUAGUUACUAGGACAUUUAAUCAAUGAAUUAAUUUGUAACUGAUAUUCCCCGACAGGAUUCUCCUGUACAUUAGGAAAUCAACUGCAUUUUAACCACCGGUAUUUACUUUACAUGAUUAUCACUGGUUCAGCAAGCGUUAAUUCAAUUUUUCAGGAUUAAUUACUUCAUUUAAUAACGGAUAUUUGGCUAUAUUAGUCACAACUGUCUGGAAUUCGGUUUAAACUUCUAAAAAUACUCCAGAAAUGAUUUGGAAUAACGAACGAAUACAUGUAACUGUCAAGGGAAUUCCAGCAAAGAAGUCAUCACAGACAAAAUAUUUAAAAACCGACAAUGAAUUAGCUCUUGCUCUCAAUGUAAACAAGGUCCUAUUCUCGCAAAUUAUGCCAACAAAUUUUUAAUCUUUAUUCUUUGAAGAAGUGUUAUGAACGUUCUCUGGCUCUUGGUCGGUUGCAAGUUUAUCAAGUUUCUCGGAUCGAUUGUGGGGAAUGUAAUUCUCCGUACAUGAGUUACUUUUAUGUGAUCAUUUGAAAAGAGGAAAAAAAAUGAAAGCCGAAGUCAGCUGUUAACAGAAUAAUCUCACAGAUUUCUAUAUCAUUAGCUACAAAACUUCUUAUAAUUUGUAGUUAGGGUUGAAAACGCUAAAAACGACUCAGCCUCAAUUUUAUGUGUUUAAUAGGAGAGACGAUCAUAGGGGACGGCACCACUGCGCAGCUGUGUGGAAUGCUCACUGGAAUCGACGAAAAUAAGCAACCUGAGGCUCGACGGAGAAUGAGCGGCUCACAACCUAUUGACAGAUGGCGCUGGAUUUUCAGAAAUUACAAUGACAAAGGAUAUGCUACUAUGUUCUCGGAAGACACUCCAGAGUAUGCAGCCUUUAAUUACCGUCUACAUGGUUUCAGAGACCCUCCAACAGACCAUUUCGCCAGACCAUUCUGGAUAGAGACAGAUAAACUUUUAAAUGGAAAAUGUAUCAAUAACAGACCUGCUCAUAACGUAUCUCUCAAUUAUUUGUUAAGUUUCUUUCGAAGUUACAAGAACCGGCCUAAUUUUGCGUUCUCAUCUCAUGCUUCGAUUUCACAUGAUGACGUAAAUACGAUCGGUUAUGUAGACGAAGACCUGACGACUUUCUUGCAAACAUUCCAGCGAGAAUCAUUUGAAAAAAAUACCAUGCUGAUUAUUUUCGGGGAUCAUGGGCAUCGGUUCGCUGGUCUGCGAAAGACAAUUCAGGGUAAACUAGAAGAGAGGUUUCCAUUUAUGUCAAUCAGUCUGCCUAACUGGUUUCUUGACAAGUAUCCAGACCUCCACAAAAAUCUGGUCCAAAACUCUCGUGUUCUAACAUCACCCUUUGACGUUUAUGCCACAUUACGUCACGUACUGUCAUAUCCACAGUAUCCAAGCGAAAUUAUAACUGGUCAAAGCUUGUUCAGCCGGAUUGAUGAGAGAAAUCGGACGUGCGCAAGCGCAGGUGUGGAAGAUCACUGGUGUCCCUGUCUUGAUUUGGAAGCCGUGUCGGUGGUUGAGCCCGCAGUCAAGGAAUCAGCUGAGUUUGUCCUCAGGCACAUGAACAAUUUAACGUCACAAAGCGACAAAUUGUUAAAGCUAUGUCAGCGGAUGAAACUAAAAGAAAUAAAGAACGCUUUCCGCGAGAUGCCGAAAGACGCCAUGCAGAGAUUUGUAGACUCCAAAAGAGGUGCUCACGAUGAAUGUGAUUCCUGUGGUGUGGUGUUGGGUGAAAAAUCGGUUAAUACUCUUGCUAUGGACACUUUGUAUCAGUUACAGUUCGUGACAUCUCCAAACGAGGGAUUUUACGAAGCUUCGGUGAGAAUGAAGAAGGGUAUUCCCUCACUAGUGGGAGAUAUCAGUCGAAUUGAUGCUUACAAAGAUCAACCAUAUUGCAUCGCGUCUUCAUACCCACUUCUAAGGAAAUACUGCUAUUGUUCUCCGAAAUAGAAAGAGGCCAUUGAGAAUGCAGAUUAAAAACAAUUACUUUGCUAAUAGUGUUGGAAAUUGUGAGUGAUCAAGUCACUGUAGACCUGCUUCAUUCAGGGCAGUCGUAACUCUUUCACUCCCACGAGUGAUCAAAAACGAAGUUCGCGCUGCAAUAUCUAUUUUAUUUCAAGCAGCAAGGUGAUGAGAUGUGAGAAAAAAUGAACAAAUGAGAAAAAUAGAACAAGUAAUAAAAAGAAAAUGAGUAGGAAGAAAGAGAACAAGUGAGAAACAUUGGUUUACUGUUAUUAUACUUAUGCAGGUAAAUUAGCCUUUCCAUGAGCCUGGUCAUAACUAGAAGAUCUCAAUGGGGUUAACCGAUAGCCGUGAAAUAGCAAGAAAAUUUAGCCGUUAGGCGUAAAAUUUGACGUAUUUUAACUAAUAGUCGUAAAAGCCAUCACCCCAUUGGUACCCUCUAACUAGAGUUUCGAACAAAAGCGGAGAAAGUCUCCUUGUCACGCAAGUGGAAGACUACAUGACGUCAUAAUCCAACCAUAUCCGUCUAAUUUUGUCAGUGAUAACAUUAGUGGAUCCAUGGGAUCCCUCCUCCCCACUGACACUGCAUAAAAUCUCUUUCGUUUUUAAAUUUCAUGUAACAAUUUUUCUCUUCCUCUCCCCCUCCCCUUUGUAUUAUUUUUGCCUUCACGCGAUGCGCGCGUGAUUUCACAAAUUAGCCAAUCACGCCAAAGAACUUUAACUUUGACAUUGGAAAACUGACGUGGACAUUUACUCGUAUUUUAGAUUUGUUUUUCGCGGAGUUUUAAUCACUUGUUUUUGAUCGAAUUAAACUGGAAUCAGUCAAUAAGUACGCACUUAAAACUUUGCUUAAUCUCGGCAAUAGUGUUGACUAAAAUACAAUUUUAGCUAAAAGCAACAUGACAACUCUAGAACAUAGGCGAUUUUAUAGUUCCUUGGUAUUACUUUUUAAAUGUAUGAAAUGGAACGGUCCAGAAUAUAUGAAAAACUUUUUUCAAUUGCGGGAAUCUAGAUAUAAUUUAAGGAAUAAAGGUGUAAAUCUAGUGCAACCAGGGUAUAAUAAUAGAUUCUAUCAUAAUUCCUUUACAUAUAAAGUUAAUCACCUUUGGAACAGUUUACCUAGAGAACUUAAAACAGCAUCUAAGCUUAGCGAUUUCUGUUGCAAACUUAAGACUUUCGAUUUCAGCACACUAGGACCUAUCUGUAAAUGUAAUACAUGUAUUUGACUUUCAUUGUACACACACAUACAUUGUCAUUUUUAUUCAUAUUAAUCUACUGCAAUAUCUUUCACCGAAAAUAAUGUUUAGACUCCUUUAACUAUCAAUAUUAAUUACCUACAAAUUCACAAUUAUUAUUCAUACUCUAAACUUAUAUAUUUUUACCUAUAAAGUUUUUAUUUUUUUUAUUUUUUAUCUGAUUCAGUUGACAUUGUCGCUUGUGUUUGGGCUUUUGCCUUCAGCUCAAGUCUUCUCCAUUUUGCCUGUGUUAAUUGAGUUAGUUACAUGCUGGAAUUUAUUUUGACUUAUAAGUACUUCUUAUAAUGUACCUUUAAUUAUAGUUAAUUUAUAGUCUACCG